AUGUGGAGGAAGAACAGGCUCUCGGAUAACAUUGAUUCCGAUCAGAGUAUCUCUGAAGAGGAGGAAACUUUGGAGGGUGAUUGGUCAGAAAAUUGUAUUUCGUUGGGUGGACCUAUGGAUAACAAGGGGGAAAUUCAAGUUCUCUCACAGUUUGAGAAACUAAGAGAUUCUUACCAACUUGAUCCAACAGAAAAGAUGUCCACUUCAUAUUGUGAGAGGCAAGUAGGUUUCUGCGUUGAUGAUGAAGUUGAAGACCCUGUCUUUAAUGAUGAGAAUGAUUCCGUUCGUCAUCCAAGAAUCUCUGCUUGCUUCUCGAAUGAAGGAACGUCAUACUUACCUACGGUGGCAUCGAUCUCUAACUCCGACGAAGAAAUUACCUUUGAUGAUGAGAAAGUUAGUCUUCAUACACUGGGAAGAGUGAAAAGGGAUGAUGGUGGUACAUGGUCCAAAGCAAGUCAAGAAGUUGAGGCAUUAGUUCGCAUAUAUGAAAACUCUGGCUGUUCCUCCUCUGGAGGUGCCUUCGUGAAAGAAAACAAAUCCUUUAAAGGUGGUGGCAGGGAAAAAGCCAAGCCCAAAUUUUCUUUUGGUUUCCAGUCAAGCAAGGAAGAUUUGCCUUUAGUUGUCAGGCAUAAGAAUGAGAAUGGGACAUCUUUGGACAAUAUUUCAUUACCAGAUCAACUCGAUGCUGCAUCUGACAGAGACGUGAACCAAUCAAUUGAUGAGCAUUCAAUGGCUGAAUUUCUAGACUGCUUUAAGGAGAGGAGUGGUCUGCUGCAAGGAAGUUCUAAAAUGGAUAUUGGGAAGAGAGGAAGGAACCCACAGAUUAUUCCAAAUAGAAAUUCUUCUCCAUCAGGUGAUAGAAGCAUGGAUGGUGAUGACCUAAUUGAAGCUUUGGGUAAUAGAAUGUCCAGUGAUGAUGAGGAGAACCCUCAAAGUGUCAAGUCAAAUAUUCCUUCCAGGACUAUGGUAGAUCAAUUUCAGGAAGCUUUUGGAACUGUUCCUGUGAGUGAUGAGAGGCCACACUUAGUGCUGCCUAGACCAUUGGGCUGUGGAUUGUUUGGAAGGUUGCAGCAAGUAAUUCAGAGUGAGAAGGAAAGGGAUUCCGAAUACUUGAAGAAUUUAUGUGCAGAAGACAGUUCAAAGGAUCAAAGAGAUUGCAUUGCUGUAAGAAUUUUGUCAAGGUCUCUGGAGGCAAAGCUGACUGUUUGUUCUUGCACUUUUAUUGGAGAUGGAGAGAGCUCGUAUUGGGGGGAGAACCUGCAAACCGAAAUGAAAAGCGGGGGAAGGACUUUGACUAUCAUUUUCAACUCAAGAAUAUGCAGUGAUGUUGACCUUGAAGUUGGCAACCUCAUUCGCAUACAUUACCCUUGGAAGAAGAUACAGGUGAACGAGAUAGGACGAGCCUGUGAAAUUGCCCGAGGUGUAUGGAAGAAACCUAGUGGAAUCAUGGACCGAUCAAAUCUUGGCUAG
Molecule: messenger RNA, 1470 nt
Organism: Fraxinus pennsylvanica
Lineage: Eukaryota; Viridiplantae; Streptophyta; Magnoliopsida; Lamiales; Oleaceae
Source: the annotation of a GenBank genome assembly